AUGGCGGUGCGGCAGGCGCUGGGCCGGGGCCUGCAGCUGGGCCGCGCGCUGCUCCUGCGCUUCGCGGCCAAGCCUGGCCCGGCCUACUGCUGGGGGCGGCCCGGCCCGGUGACCGCCUGGGGUCGCCUGGAGCGCCCGGGCCGGGCCGCGGCACCCGGCCUGCAGCCGCGCAGGGUCGGGUGGAGGCUUCCCGACCGCUACCGCUUCUUCCGCCAGUCGGUGGCGGGACUGGCGGCGCGGCUGCAGAGGCAGUUCAUGAUGCGGGCCCGGGGCGGCGCGGGUCCUGGAGGCCGGGCCGUCUUUCUGGCCUUCGGGCUGGGCCUGGGCCUCAUUGAGGAGAAACAGGCGGAGAGCCGGCGAGCGGCCACGGCCUGUCAGGAGAUCCAGGCCAUUUUCACCCAGAAAAGUAAGCUGGGAGCUGACCCCCUGGAUGGCAGGCGCUGGCAGGGCUUCCGGCUGGAGGAGUACCUGAUCGGGCAGUCCAUUGGCAAGGGCUGCAGUGCCGCUGUGUACGAAGCCACCGUGGCUGCGUUGCGUGUGAACCUGGAGGAGGCAGAAGGCACCAGGCUUCCCGGGAGAGGCACAGAGCUCACUACGGCAGGAACGACCGAGAUGUCCGGCCCAGGGGCCCCCCACUUUCCCUUGGCCAUCAAGAUGAUGUGGAACAUCUCGGCGGGCUCUUCCAGCGAGGCCAUCUUCAGGACUAUGAGCCAGGAGCUCGUUCCAGCCAGCCGUGUGGCCCUGGCCGGGGAGUACGGAGCCGUUGUUCAUAGAAAGACCAAGGGGAGCCCCAAGCAGCUGGCCCCUCAUCCCAACAUCAUCCGCGUUUUCCGCGCCUUCACCUCGUCUGUGCCGCUGCUGCCAGGGGCCCUGGUGGACUACCCCGAUGUGCUGCCCCCUCGCCUCCACCCUCAGGGCCUGGGCCAUGGCCACACGCUGUUCCUCGUGAUGAAAAACUACCCCUGCACCCUGCGUCAGUACCUGCGCGAGAAUACCCCCAGCCCCCGCCUGGCCAUGGUGAUGACCCUGCAGUUGCUGGAGGGCGUGGCUCACCUGGUGCAGCAGGGCAUCGCGCACAGAGACCUGAAGUCGGACAACAUUCUUGUGGAGCUGGACGCAGAUGGCUGUCCCUGGCUGGUGAUCACCGACUUUGGCUGCUGCCUGGCUGAUGAACGCAUUGGCCUGCGACUGCCUUUCCCCAGCUGGUACGUGGAUCGGGGCGGCAACGGCUGCCUGAUGGCCCCGGAGGUGUCCAUGGCCCAUCCGGGCCCCAGGACAGUGAUUGACUACAGCAAGGCCGACGCCUGGGCCGUGGGAGCGAUUGCCUAUGAAAUCUUCGGGCUUGCCAAUCCCUUUUACGGCCAGGGCAGGGCCCGCCUCGAGAGCCGCAGUUACCUGGAGACGCAGCUGCCUGCUCUCCCUCGGUCAGUGCCUCCGGAUGCCAGACAGCUCUUGAGGUCCCUGCUCCAGCGAGAGCCCCGCAAGAGGCCAUCUGCCCGAGUUGCUGCAAAUGUGCUGCAUUUAAGCCUCUGGGGGGAGCAUCUUCUAGCCCUGAAGAACCUGGAGCUGGACAAGAUGGUGGGCUGGCUCCUCCAGCAGUCAGCCGUCGCCCUGCUGACCAACAGGCUUGCAGAGAGGAGCUGCGUGGAGACAAAGAUGAAGAUGCUGUUUCUGGCCAACCUGGAGUGUGACGCGCUGUGCCAGGCAGCCCUGCUGCUGCGUGCAUGGCGGGCAGCCCCGGGGCAGCUCUGCACAUAACUGGGAACGACUAAAGCAGUGGGCAGCACCUGUGUGUGAUGGUCUGUGCAUGCUGAGGGUGGGCCGUGUGAGCAGGCAGGAGACAGAGACAGGAGUCGGAGACAGGAUGGCUGGGGGCUGGGCAGCCGAAAGGGAGGCCCAGGGCUAGGGGCAGGGCAGGGCAGGGGUUAAGUUCAUGUGAUUGGAAAGGUAAGCCAUGCAGGCCUGUUCUGGUACCAUGACGACACUGCUCUCCAUCAGCUGUGUUCACCGUGAAAGCGAGUUCACCGUGAUGUUGCAGCUACUGCAUCCUUGUAGCACUGAAGCAGCCCGAACAGAUGAACAGCUAGGCCUGUGUUCUGACAAAGCUUUGUGAGCACAGAGAUCUGGCUUUAUGUGUCACUGUCCAUCUUUUUAAGCGUCUGAAAAAGUAAAUAAUCUUGAGCUCGCGGGUCAUAUACAGUCAGCCCAAAGGCCACAGUAAAACACACGGCCUGAAUGGCAGCUCGGCACCAGGUCCCUGUCAGCGGUAAUGCUGCUGAUCUGAGUAUCCCCGGACUAAACCCAAAGGGACGUGCCGCUGCACCAGGCAGCGACCCGGGUGAGGCCACCAACCCAGGCCCCACCUGAAGCGCGCUGUCACUAGGCCUGCAGACCCUGCCGGCCAAGCUGCCAGGUGUGGCAGGGCUGAGGGCUUAGCCUGCAUGCCCUGCCAGGAGGGAUCCUGGCUGACACUGGCCCAGGGGAGCAGGCAUUGGGCCGUGGCGCCAUCGUCACAGGCCACCGGGGCAGAGGGGAGCGCUUGCACAAGUCUCUAUUCAGGUGUCAGCUGGAGAAGCGCCACAGGAGGCCUGCGGGGUCUGCAGGGCGGGGGACUGCGCGCAGCCAUGCUUCUCUACGGCCCGGGAGAGUCCAAGAGCACCUCACCACAGAACUGAUCCAGCCAGCGAGUGAGCACCUGAAAGCUACUGCUGUGGUAUUAUCAACAUGCUGAUUGCCCUUCUGAUUAACAUUUCCUGCAGGAAUUGUGAAAAAUUAAAUGCAAAUUACAACCGCAGAAUGUCAAUGUGCCUGGAACUGAACACUGACUUUCAUCCUUAGACCUGAAAUACGAGAAGGUUUGGAGGGGAAGGUUUCAGUUUAUGUGCUUCUCAGGACUCAGGUUAACACCUGAGCCAGGUGGACGUGAAGGUCAAGCUCAACCAUGCCAGCGGCCGUCAUCCGGCCUGUGCCUGGCAUCUCCUGAGCGGUGAGGGCAGUCCCUCUGGGUUAGGGAACACAGCUGUCUUAGCAGCCAUGAAAGAACCUGCAACUUCUGACUCAG
This is a messenger RNA of Ochotona curzoniae (black-lipped pika), 3061 nucleotides long. RefSeq names its product PTEN induced kinase 1 (gene PINK1). The transcript is spliced from 8 exons. Gene Ontology annotation, molecular function: ATP binding; protein serine/threonine kinase activity. NCBI's taxonomy places the organism in Eukaryota, Metazoa, Chordata, Mammalia, Lagomorpha, Ochotonidae. Gene Ontology annotation, biological process: positive regulation of mitochondrial fission; regulation of apoptotic process; protein phosphorylation. The record is from RefSeq and is a predicted model, not a curated record. The coding region runs from base 1 to 1758 and encodes 585 amino acids. Gene Ontology annotation, cellular component: mitochondrion.